AUGUCAAAUGUUAGGUAUUUUCCUCCUUAUAAUGAUCCACCCCCAAAAGAUGUAACGAUUCAUUCAUAUCAACAAAAAUAUCAACAAAUUAGUAAUUUAGGUAAUGGUAGUUUUGGUACUGUUGAAUUAGCCAAAAUAAAAUUUUCCAAAAAUGAAUUAUUAGAUUCUCAUAUUGAUAAAGUUGGUACAAUGAUGUUUCCAUUAGAGGAUUCAAAACGUAACAAUUCAAAUUUUGUUGCCAUUAAAACAAUGAAAAAAAAAUUACCACAUUUUCAAGAUUAUGCAAAAGUUAAAGAAUUGUGUUUCAUAUUAACUGUACCUUCACAUCCUUGUUUAGUUCAAAUAUUUGAAGUUUUCAUUGAUGAUACUAAUUUUCAAUUACAUAUUUCAAUGGAAGCACUUAAUCAAAAUUUAUAUCAAUUAAUUAAAUCGAGAAGAAAUGAUCAUUUUAGUUCAACUACUUUAAAAAGUAUAUUAACUCAAUUAUUGUGUGCAAUUAAACAUAUUCAUAAACAUCAUUAUUAUCAUCGAGAUCUUAAACCAGAAAAUAUUUUGAUAAUUCCAACUUUACAUUAUUAUGGUUCAAAAGAUUCAGUACCUUCUUAUAGAAAACAUGAUAAUUUUAUUGUUAAACUAGGCGAUUAUGGAUUAGCAAGACAUGCAUCAAAUUUAAAUUCUUAUACAGCUUAUGUUUCAACUAGAUGGUAUAGAUCUCCUGAAAUUUUGUUAAGACAACAUUGGUAUUCUUUUCCAAUCGAUAUUUGGGCAUUUGGUGCUGUUGCAGCAGAAAUUGUAAAUUUUACUCCAUUAUUUCCAGGUGCAAAUGAAUUAGAUCAAAUUUGGAAAAUCUUAAGAGUUAUUGGAUCACCAAUGAUUCCUGAUUCUUAUCAACUAGAUUCAAAUUACGUUGUACCAAUUGGUGGAAUUUGGGAAGAAUCAACAAAUUUAGCUUCAAAAUUAGGUAUAUUAUUACCAAUGGAACCUGGUUUUAAAAUUAAUGAAAUAGUACAAUAUGAUUCCAACCCAUUGUUAUAUGAAGUUAUUAGAUCAUGUUUAUUAUGGGACCCAAAUGCAAGACCAGAUGUUUUUGAUUUAGGUGAAAUGUCAUAUUUUAAAGAAUCUUUAAAAUUAUUGGAAAAAAGUUAUGCAAAAGAAUCAAAUACAAAUAUUAAAUUUAAUGGAAUAUCUAAUUCUCCAUCACUGAGAAAAUCUGCAACUACUAAUGUUGUUAAUACUGAAGAUGAUAACAAAACUAAUGAUUACUUUAUUGAUGGUAAUGAUAAUAAUAUUAAGAUAAACAAAAAUAAUACUGAAUUUGAAAAUCACUUUUCCGAAUAUUUAUCACCUGACUUGAAUUAUAAUUCGGAAUUUUUAGAUGAAGUUUAUUAUGAAUGGUAUAAUACUAACAAAGUAGGAGGUAUUGGAUCAGAUUCUAUUCCUAGAAGUACUGUUAAUGAAGGAAACUCUAAAAAAAAUACUAAUCAAAUUAGUGAUAUGACAUCUAGUGAUCCUUCUUCAAAUGACAUUACUUCAAAAUCUAUUGUCAAAGUGUUUGAAAAAAAACGUAGAAGAUAG
This is a messenger RNA of Lodderomyces jiufengensis, 1575 nucleotides long. It is a transcript of the gene IME2, whose product is annotated as protein kinase. The record is from RefSeq and is a predicted model, not a curated record. NCBI's taxonomy places the organism in Eukaryota, Fungi, Ascomycota, Pichiomycetes, Serinales, Debaryomycetaceae. Gene Ontology annotation, biological process: protein phosphorylation; intracellular signal transduction. Gene Ontology annotation, cellular component: nucleus; cytoplasm. Gene Ontology annotation, molecular function: ATP binding; protein serine/threonine kinase activity. The transcript has a single exon. The coding region runs from base 1 to 1575 and encodes 524 amino acids.